ACCCUGGUUUUGAAUGUUUUUUCCCCCAGUCAGGACUGGACUUUAGAACUUGUGGAGAAAGUUCACCAUGGAGUUGUUUUUCAUUUCUACCAUUUUAGCAGGCGCUUUCAUCGUCCCCUUCGCGCUGAAAACCCUUUUCCCCUAUUUAUGGAUGGAUCUCCGAUACGUCGGAGUUCUGGUGCGGAUUUUAGUCAGCUACGUAACGAACCGAAGAAGGAGACCUCCGUCCUUCGCGUUGGAGCGCUUCUUGGAGCAAGCCGCUGCGCUGUCGGACAAACCCUUCGUCGUGUUUGGAGACGAGACCUACACGUACGCGGAUACGGACAGAGAAAGCAACAAGAUCGCCAACGCGCUGCGGUCUCAGCCCGGGUACGAAGCUGGGGUCACCGCCGCACUCUUCAUGGGAAACGAGCCCAGGUUUUUGUUUACUUGGCUGGCUCUGGCUAAACUUGGCUCUCCCGUCGCUCUCCUGAACUACAACAUCCGGAGCAAGUCCCUGCUGCACUGCUUCAACUGCUGCAAGGCCAAGGUGCUGGUUGCAGCUGCAGAGCUGAAAGAGGCAGUGGAGGAUGUCCUGCCCUCACUGAUGGAGCAGGGUGUCACGGUCCUCCUCUUGGUCAAAUCCUGCGACACUCCAGGAAUCGUGAGCUUCUCUGAUAAGGUGGAAGAAGCCGCGGACACGCCGCUGUCUCCAUCCGUCAGAUCGCACGUCACAUUCAAAAGUCCUGCCGUCUAUAUUUACACCUCUGGCACUACCGGUCUUCCUAAGGCAGCUUUGGUUGAUCAGAAUCGCCUCCUAUCAGCUCUGGCUAUUAUAUCUGCAUACGGUGUAAAAUCCAAGGAUGUCAUGUACAUCAACCUGCCGCUCUACCACACAGCAGGGUUUCUCGUCGGAUUUCUUGGCUGCAUUGAAACGGGGUCGACUCUAGUUCUGAAAAGAAAGUUUUCUGCCUCUCAGUUCUGGGACGACUGCAGGAAAUACAAUGUGACUGUCAUUCAGUACAUCGGAGAAGUGAUGCGCUACCUCUGUUGCACACCAAAGCGAGACAAUGACAAAGACCAUAAAGUGAGACUGGCCAUUGGGAACGGUGUCCGAGCAGAAGUCUGGAGAGAGUUCCUGAGUCGCUUUGGAAACAUCCAGAUUUUCGAGUUUUAUGCCUCCACAGAGGGAAAUAUAGGAUUCCUCAACUACACCGGGAAAAUAGGAGCAGUUGGACGAGUUCACUUUUUGCACAAGAAAUUGUUUCCCUACACACUUGUGAAGUACGACACAGAGCGCGACGAACCGGUCCGAGACGCUAACGGUCUCUGCAUUGAGACCUCAACAGGUAAGACGGGACUGCUGGUGUCGAAGAUUACAGACAUCACACCUUUUGUCGGCUACGCUGAAAACGAAGAGCAGACGGAGAGGAAAAAGCUGCGCAACGUCCUCAAAAAAGGAGACCUUUACUUCAACACCGGCGACCUAAUGAGGAUCGAUAAAGACAAUUUCAUUUACUUUCAGGAUCGUGUCGGGGACACCUUCAGGUGGAAAGGUGAGAACGUUGCGACAACUGAGGUCUCCGACAUCCUUUCGAUGAGUGACUGUCUGCAAGAGGCCAAUGUUUAUGGAGUCCAAGUGCCAGGACACGAGGGGCGCGCGGGAAUGGCAGCUGCCACUCUGAAGAAAGGUGCACGGUUUGAUGGGAGUAAACUUUAUGACCACGUUGUUAGCUACCUGCCCUCAUACGCACGACCCCGCUUUAUAAGGCUGCAGAGUUCAGUGGAAGUCACGACUACUUUUAAGCAGAUGAAAGUGAAGCUAGUGAAUCAAGGGUUCGAUCCAGAGAACAUCCAGGAGCCUCUUUACGUCCUGGACGACAGAGCAAAAAGCUACGUACCGCUGACCGCUGAGAUCUACCGCUCCAUCCUGUCAGGAAGCACGAAGCUGUAAUGAGCUCCACCGGCCGUGCGAGAGGCUUUCAUAGCGUUUGAUUUAUUUAAUUUUUCUUUUUUUAAUGAAUAAUUUCCAGCUCAGGGAGACAAAUGUCAUUUUAAAUAUCCUUAUGUUCUUUUUUUUUUAAAACAUACACAAUAAUCAGUGUGGUAUUCUGAUAAGCACAAUCACAAGGUAAUCAUAAAACUACAUUGUUAUAAAUAGCAUAAUAUCUGCUUACCAUGCCGUAUUAACUGUUUAGAUAUUUUGUUUGUUUUGGUUUUUUUAACUCAGUGUCAUAUUUGUGUUUACAUUUAUCUUUUCAGAGAUGGAAUGUGGUGAAUCUUGUUACAGCUAAAGCACAGCAUGGAUAAUAUUUCAUAAUUUCUUAAAAGAUUUGACCUUUUUUCAUAAGCAUUGCUUUUAUAUGCCUUUAGGGCUCAGUUGAAGUAAUAAUCUGUAAGCUAUUAAAACAUAUAGAUAGCAUCCAUAUUUGAAAUUGAUGUUAUUGACCAAUGUCUGUGAAAAUAAGCCAAACUGCCUAAACUUAAAGUUACUGUUACAGCAAAUUGUGUAGAUUUUCAGUAUUUUUGCCCAUCAGGAGCCCGAUGUUACGAGAAGGAGAACACAAGGUGGCGCCAUGCUUUGACAUUUCUCUUACUGCUGACAUUUUUUUUAUGGUGAAAGAGACCAAGGAAUAGUUUAAAAGCGUUUAGUUGACUGACAAUAAAGGUACAACUGCUAACAAAAAAUAAAUCUAAUCAAACUUUUAUUAUUUGAUUUGAACUUCUGAAAAUAUGACUUCACAAUCAGAGAGUGAAAAUGUCAUGAUAUAUUUAAAGAAA
Molecule: messenger RNA, 2760 nt
Organism: Gambusia affinis (western mosquitofish)
Lineage: Eukaryota; Metazoa; Chordata; Actinopteri; Cyprinodontiformes; Poeciliidae
Exons: 10
Coding region: 68-1933 (621 amino acids)
Molecular function (GO): long-chain fatty acid-CoA ligase activity; long-chain fatty acid transmembrane transporter activity
Source: RefSeq, a predicted model, not a curated record